AUGGCACGUGGACGUUCUUUUCACUACAAUUCGCGGUCUAGGUCCCAUUCAGGGCAAUGUUCACGCAGCCACAGCGAGUCUGAACGCGCACGUCAGGCAGUUGCAGCUGCGGAUCUCGAACUUCGAAAUGAUCACCAAGAGAGUCACCCUACGUAUGACACGCAACUUCUGUUCUCACAAUUCACCACUUUCCCUGUCUUUGAGGCCUUGAAAUACCAUGUGGACGAGGAGACAGUGAUCGACAGUCACCGUAUUCAAGUGCAAGGGGAUCACCUUUUUUCUCACAUGCAAUUUGACCGAUCCGAAAACGCCAAUGCGUCUUUGAAGAUUCUUCAUGUUGUUGCCAACUCAGACUUCCAAGACAUCACCAAAUCUCUAGCAGAUUCCUUAAACAUGAACGUUGCGCUUCUGGAUCGCACUUUGGCUGAGAAGGUGGCUCGAGAGCCUUGUGCUGUACGCGCAGGAAAUAUCGACGGCUACAGCACCGGUUGCCUCGAUCUGAAGAUCCUGAAGGCAGUUUGGUCACAUCACCAGCCUUCUCAUUCAACAAGAGCGAUACUAUUAUACCAAGAUGACCAGGUACUGCCACGGCUUGAGGAGUGGGAUGUUCAAGGCCUCGAACAGCCACUGUUCUUCGAGUCUUUCAUGGCUGCCACGGCUGCGAAAAGUGUGCAACGAUUGCUUGAUAACAUUUCAGAGAAAUCUGAGAUACCAGGAGAGGACUUCUGGACCCGGAUAGUGCAUGGAGCACUUGGAGACUACAACUUGGAGGAGAGACUUCCACCUCCGGGACCCAGGGUUUUCCCUAGGGUAGCUCCUGGCCGCAGCACGAUCCCCCGAAUGUGGAAUCGAAGACCUAUUCAAGAGCGGGAGAUAGCUCUGAAGUCCAAAAUUGACCGUGUCAACACGCUCGGCCCUCUUUUCGCAGAGUUCGAAGGUCUGCGAGUGGUACUGAGAAGGCUUGAGAUGGUCGUACGCGAGCUCCAGACGAAAUCGACAACGGCGACGACCGAACAGUCUCCGAGCUCAAACACAAUACGCACUAUGACUGGGACACUUCUUGGGGAUUUGAGAGAGAUCUUCGCCCAACUUGACUGGCUCGAGCGCUUGACUCGAGACGAAAUCUCAAGGUGUGAUUCAUGGGUGCAGCAUGCUAAUGCACUCACGAACAUCGCCCUUGCAGAGGCAGCAAAGGAAGACUCCUCUUCUAUGAAAGUCAUUGCUAUUAUGACAAUGACCUUCCUUCCGGCUACUUUUUUCGCUGCGCUUUUUGCUGUCCCGAGUCUUCAUUGGAAUGCAGAUGCCGUCAUAGGCUCCAACUUCUGGGUGUAUUGGGCAUUGUCGAUUCCCAGCACAGUCGUGGUUCUCGCCGUCUGGGCUUUGCUCACUAUGACACAGCUUUUGACGCGCCUUAAAUGGUUCUUUUUGGACCUCAUCGAGACGGUCAAGUAUUGGUACCGGCGUUCUCUUCUACGGAAGCCUAAGUCUUCCAACUCGCGGCCAACACGAAGCACAACUAGGCGCUCGGACCGGAGAUCUACCUCUUCGUCCCAAGGAGAGGUGUAUGGUCCGUCGUCACCGACUCCGGUCUAA
Messenger RNA from Diaporthe amygdali, 1593 nucleotides. RefSeq lists its product as uncharacterized. Bases 1 to 1593 code for a protein of 530 amino acids. The transcript has 3 exons. NCBI's taxonomy places the organism in Eukaryota, Fungi, Ascomycota, Sordariomycetes, Diaporthales, Diaporthaceae. The record is from RefSeq and is a predicted model, not a curated record.